Sugiyamaella lignohabitans is the source of this 909-nucleotide messenger RNA. RefSeq lists its product as uncharacterized. Lineage: Eukaryota; Fungi; Ascomycota; Dipodascomycetes; Dipodascales; Trichomonascaceae. The transcript has a single exon. Gene Ontology annotation, biological process: amino acid catabolic process. The coding region runs from base 1 to 909 and encodes 302 amino acids. The record is from RefSeq and is a predicted model, not a curated record.
AUGUCUGCUAUCUCGGGUCUUGAUAUUGCAUUGUGGGACAUUAAAGGCAAACAACUUGGAGUUCCUGUUUAUACACUCCUGGGAGGAAAAGUUAGAGAAAAAGUCUCCGUAUAUGGUUGGAUUGGUGGAGACCGUCCUAGUGAUGUCUUGGAGCAAGCUAAGGAAAGAAAAGCUCAAGGAUUUACCAAGGUAAAGAUGAAUGCUAUCGAAUCUAUCGGUUGGUUAGAUUCCCCUGAUCUGCUAGAUGCUACGGUCGAAAGAGUGAAGCAAGUCCGUUCAAUUGGGCUUGACGUUGGUUUGGAUUUUCAUGGACGACUUCAUAAGGCCAUGGCCAAGCAGCUUGCAAGUAAACUUGCCCCUUAUGGACCACUCUUCAUCGAAGAGCCGUUACUCCCAGGGCAUGUUGACGAGCUGAAGACUUUAUAUCAGCAGACAACUAUUCCAAUUGCCCUCGGAGAAAGACUCUUUACUAGGUUGGAUGUCAAGAAGUACUUUGAGAGUGGAUGCAUUGACAUUAUUCAACCUGAUAUUUCCCAUGCUGGUGGUAUUUCGGAGACUAGAAAGAUUGCGAUCAUGGCUGAAGCAUAUGACAUCGCCGUUGCCCCGCAUUGUCCACUGGGACCACUUGCCUUUGCAGCAAGUCUGCAAAUUGCACUCUCUUCACCUAACUUCGUUGUUUGCGAAAUGUCCUGGAAGAUGCACUACAACCAGGGACACGAUCUACUAUCAUACGUGAAAAAUAAGGAGGCAUUCAAGGUUUCUGAGGGCAUGAUCGAUGCUUUGACUACCCCUGGAUUGGGUGUCGAGAUUGAUGAAGAUCUGGUUAGACAAGCUGCCAAAGAAAACGGAAACUUCUCUUGGAGAAACCCCGUCUGGAGAGGUCCUGAUGGUGCCAUUAGAGAGUGGUAG